Messenger RNA from Lottia gigantea (owl limpet), 14841 nucleotides. RefSeq lists its product as hypothetical. Gene Ontology annotation, cellular component: plasma membrane; catenin complex. The coding region runs from base 1 to 14841 and encodes 4946 amino acids. The record is from RefSeq and is a predicted model, not a curated record. The transcript has 17 exons. Gene Ontology annotation, molecular function: cadherin binding; calcium ion binding. Gene Ontology annotation, biological process: homophilic cell-cell adhesion. NCBI's taxonomy places the organism in Eukaryota, Metazoa, Mollusca, Gastropoda, Lottiidae.
AUGGUUUCUAAAUUUCACACAUCAAUUCCACAUAGGACUAAACAUCGAAUAAUAUAUCUGCUGUUAUUGCAUUUUCUAGUGGAAUUUGCACAGGGAAAUGGACCAGGUGAUGAUAGAGUUAAUUUUGAAACAACAGAAGGGCUACCCCCUGGGACUACUUUAGGUGUUAUUCCAACUCGGUCCGGUUAUACAUAUCAGUUAGAUAGACCUAAUAAAUAUUUUGUGUUAAAUAGCUCUUCAGGUGUAUUAGUAAAUAAACUUGUUUUAGAUCGAGACACAUCACAAUUUUCUCAGGAUGUAAUUAAUUUAUUCGCUCUCGGCUCAAAAUCACAAAAUCCCCCACACCCUGUGGAAAUUUUAAUCAAAAUUUUAGACAUUAAUGACAAUCGUCCAGUUUUCCAAGAACAAGCAAUGAAUAUUUCAUUUGGGGAAAAUGCCAAAGGUGCACAACAUAUCAUAGUGACAGCUACUGACAUUGAUUUAAGUGAAAACGGCACAGUGUCACAAUAUGACAUCAUAUCCGGAAAUCACGAAGGAAAAUUCCAAUUAAUUGUUCCAAGUUCGAGUUCUCCCUUUAUGUAUAUAGAAGUGAUUGGUGAUUUAGAUCGAGAAUUAAAAGAUCAAUAUAUUUUGAAUAUAUCUGCAAGAGAUAAUGGCAUUCCACCACUUUAUGGAUUUUUAUCUGUGAAUAUUUCCGUCUCGGAUGUGAAUGACAAUCCACCAAUUUUUAAUCCAAGUGAAUACAAAAAGAAGAUCUUGGAGGAUGCAAAAAUCGGACAAUCUGUGAUACGAGUUAUAGCAUCAGAUGCUGAUUCUGGGCUCAAUAAAGAAAUUGUUUACAGUUUACUGGAUGAAACAGGACAAUUUAUGAUCGAGGAAAAAACGGGAAUUGUUCGGACACUAACAAAACCAUUAAAAUGUAGUCGUGUUUGUGGAAGAUCUCUUUCUUGUAGUCCAUAUAGCUGUCUCUUAACUGUAAUUGCUGAAGAUCGAGGCACACCAGCUCUCUCUGAUCAAGCCUAUAUCAGUGUUAGUAUAGUGGACACAAAUGAUCAUAGCCCAGUUAUUAUCUUCGAUCACGUUCCAGACAAUUCUAAAGAUUAUUCUUCCGUAGAUGAAAACACAGAACCUGGAAAACGUGUGGCUUCCAUCAGUGUUCAGGAUGCAGACACAGGCAUCAACAGUGAAACUUCUAUUCAAAUCACUCGUGGAAAUGAACUUGGACAUUUCAAACUUUUCAGUUUUUUCACUUUGAACAUUAUUCGAGUUGCUGGACAUUUGGAUAGAGAAAAACUAAAUUUUUAUAAUUUGACAGUUGUGGCCACUGAUAAAGGAAUUCCUCCAAGAAGUUCUACAGCUUUUCUUAUCAUCAAAAUUAAUGAUGCCAAUGAUCAUGCUCCAGUUUUUGAAAGAUCAGAAUAUUCUGUGGAGUUGCAAGAAACAUCUCUUCCAGAAAGUUUUGUUGCUAGUGUCAAGGCUACUGAUCUGGAUUCUGGAUUGAACUCUGAUCUUGUAUACACCAUUGAGGAUGGAAAUUCUAAUGGUUGGUUUAAAAUUGACAGUGGAACUGGUUUGAUGACAAUCCAAUCUCCUUUGGAUCAUGAAAUCAUGUCAUCAGUCAAGAUGAAUGUUUCUGCAAGAGAUGGUGGUUCUCAACCUUUUGUCAGUUUUACCCAAGUCUCUGUUGUGAUCCUGGAUGAAAAUGAUGAAAUUCCCACUUUUAACCAAUCUGUCUAUCCAAUCAACAUGGAGGAGAACUUGGCAAGUGGUAUUGAAGUUGUGACAAUCAAAGCUGAAGAUAGAGAUAGAGGCAUUAAUGGAACUAUCAAGUACUCAUUCCAUCCAGAUGUUCAUGGACAGUACCCAAAUACUUUUACAUUAGAUCAAAAUUCAGGAAAAAUUACCACUUUAAAAUCAUUUGAUCGUGAAUCUGUGUCAGCCUACACUUUGAAAUUGAUUGCAAGAGAUCAAGGCAUUCCGUCAUUGUCAUCAACAACCACUAUCAACAUCAGAGUACUGGAUGUGAACGACAAUACACCCAAAUUUUACCCAGAUAUAAUCUAUGGAAACAUCCAAGAGAAUCGCCAAUCAGGCACAGAGGUUGUCAGGGUAGCUGCAGUUGAUCCUGAUGAAGGUGAAAAUGGUAGAAUCACUUAUUCCAUAGUUGGCAAUGAUUUUAAUAGCUUCCAAAUUGACAGUGGUACUGGAUGGAUCAGGACUACCAGACAACUAAAUCGUAAUGCUGGUAAAAAGUAUGACUUGGUGAUCCGAGCUGUUGAUGGGAAAGGAAGAUCAGCAACAAAUGAUGCUUCCGUCAAAAUUUCUGUCACUGCUGUGGAUGAGGUUGCUCCUGUUUUUAGAAAAAGGUCUUAUGCUUUUGAAAUUGAUGAAGAUGGAGAUGAUGCUAGAAAUCAAAUUGGUCGUAGAGUAGGUGUUGUAUCGGCUUCUUCUACCACAGGUUCACCAGCCUACUCGAUUGCUGGUGGCGAUCAAUUUGGAGUCUUUAGCAUCAAUGAUCAAACAGGGGAGAUAACCACUAAUAAAAAGAUUGACAGAGAAGAAAAGGAUGAGUAUGAUCUAAAAGUUUUAGCUAUCGGUCCAUCCAAAUUUAGACAGGUUAUUGUGACUGUCAAAGUAAAAGAUAUAAAUGACAAUUCACCAAGAUUUAGAUCAUCAGCAAUGUCAGUAGAGGUGAUUGAAGAUUGGCCUAUAGGGCAUAACAUCUUCUUAGCAGAAGCAAUUGAUGCAGAUGAUGGGGUCAAUGGUAAAGUAACCUACAGAUUACAGACCAGUUCCGAUUAUUUUGGCAUCAAGUCACCUACUGGAGUCAUCUAUCUUAAGAAAGCAGUUGUUAAUCUUCCAGUUUCCUCAUUUGAUUUGAAAAUAAUUGCUACAGAUGGUGGAUCUCCACAAAAAUCAUCCCUUUUAGAGCUUCAUAUUAAUAUUAUUGAUGUUAAUGACCACACUCCAGUUUUCCAGAAAAAUCAGUAUGAAGUUUCCAUCUAUGAAUCCAAACCAGUAAAUGAAAUUAUCUUUCAACUUCUGGCCACUGAUGAUGACAAGGGUAAAAACAGUGAAAUGUUUUUCAAAAUAAUCAGAGGCAAUGAUCACAAUCGUUUUGGAAUCUUUCCUGAUGGAACUUUGUAUGUAGCUCACCAACUGGACAGAGAAGAACAUGAUUUGUACAUGGUGACAGUGGUAGUUUGUGAUCGUGGGGAAUCACCAAGAAGUUCGACCUCAAACAUCACCAUCAAUAUUUUAGAUGAUAACGACAAUACCCCAGUCUUCAUGAAUUCAACCUUCCACUUUUAUGUGUCUGAAAAUCAGCCUUCUCUAUCCUACAUUGGUCAAGUCAUGGCCAAAGAUGCCGAUUCUGGACCAAAUGCUGAGUUAACCUUCUGGGGUGAUGGUCAGAAGAACUUUACGAUUGAUGCUCCUACUGGAAGAAUUUACACAGCAAGACAGUUCAAUCGUGAAUAUGUUCUUAAGACCACCAACAAUGAUUUCUUCUCUUUUUACAUCUAUGUCAAGGAUAAUGGAAGAAAACCAAAUCAAGCUCGAGCUUUGAUCAAAGUUCAUAUACAGGAUGAAAAUGACAAUCCACCUGUUUUCCCACGACAUAUUUACACUGCAUCUGUAAUGGAAGAUUCUGGCCCAAACACCAAUAUAACAAUUGUUACAGCAGUUGAUGCAGAUGAUGGACCAAAUGCUGUCAUCAAAUAUUCCAUAUCAGAGAGUGAUUCAGAUUUAAAAUUUAACAUCCGAGAAGCCACUGGUCAGAUUUAUUUAACUGGUAAAAUAAACCGAGAAGAACAGUCAAGCUAUACCUUAGUUGUUACAGCAACAGAUUCUGGAGACACAGUCCAGCAUAGUUCUUCAACAACUGUCAUUAUUUCAGUUGCAGAUAUAAAUGACAAUAAGCCUGUUUCAAAAUCAGCUGCCUUCCAGAAGAGUGUAGAUCUGUCAGAAUCUGUUCCUUUGGGUUACCACAUCACAACCUUUACUGCCAUUGAUGCUGAUAGUGGCAACAAUGCUGUUCUAUUCUUUAACAUUGUUAGUGGAAAUAAUGACAAUACUUUCAACAUUGAUGCGUAUUCUGGUCGUAUGUACCUAACAAGAACUCUGGACUAUGAACGUAAAGCUCAAUAUGAUCUUGAAAUCAGUGUAUCUGAUGCUGGUUCUCCAUCUUUGUCAACUACCCAUAACUUCAUUGUACAGGUAAUGGAUGCGAAUGACAAUAUUCCAGUUUUUCAAGACACAUCAUCAUCAGUUACAAUAUCAGAAUCUAAGAGAGUAAACAGCAGUGUAACCAUAGUCAGAGCUACAGAUAAGGAUUCUGGAGGUAAUGGUCGUGUCCAGUAUAUUAUAGCUAAACAAGAACCUGUUCCAGACCAUGCUCCAAACCAUUUUAGAAUUGACGUAUUUUCAGGAGAGAUUUUUAUUCAAAGAGAAAUUGACAGAGAACAGACUGACAAAUUCUUUUUAACUAUCAUAGCUACUGAUAUGGCAGUUCCUGUAUAUAAACGAUUAUCAGCAAUGAAGACUAUUACCAUUAUUGUGACAGACAUCAAUGAUCAUGCUCCAGUUUUUGAAUCUAUGAAUGCUAUGGUUGUUCCCGCAAGAAGCAAAAGAGGUUAUAAAAUUGGAACUGUAUUAGCACGUGAUCAGGAUGCUGGAAACAAUGGGUUGGUAGCUUAUCAAAUGGUAGCUGGUGAUACCUCCUUAUUUUCUCUUCAAUCAACUACAGGAGAAUUAACUCUUUCUCAAGACCUUCCUGCAUCAGCAAUAUAUCAUACAAUCACAGUACAGGCCCAGGAUGAUGGUGGACGAGAUGUUUUAGGACAAAAAUCUACCAGGAUGGAAAUGACGAUUAUUAUAUCAAGCUCUAAUGAUGGACCUAUUUUCACGAACAUUAAAGCUGGCAAUAUUGAGGAAAAUGAACCUCCGGGAAAAGGAGUGACUAACAUUCAAGCUUCAGCAACCCAAUCAGGAGUAAAUGUGGAGUAUUAUGUGACAAAGAUUUUGGCAAAUUCUGUGCCACAGCCUCGGUAUUUUUCUAUUGAUAAACUUAAUGGAUUAAUGAAAACAACCCAAGUUUUAGACCGGGAGUAUUUGCCAGAAAUAUUUGAAGUGGAAGUUACAGCUAUUGAAGUUGGUGGUAGUUCUCCAAAAACUAGGAGCACUAAGGUUCAAGUAAGACUAGGUGAUCAGAAUGACACUCCACCAAGGUUUUCCAGUCAGUGGUAUAUCAUCAAUGUUCCUGUCGACCAAGACCGAGAGACAAGCUUCUUUAAAGUUAACGUUGAUGAUCCUGAUACUGUUGGUGAUGUUGUUAUUGAUUAUUUUGAUAUGGACGAUGGGAAAUUUUCUUUUAUUUCUUCAUUUUCAGGUGCAUUGUUUCUCAAUGAAAGUCUACAAUACCAUAACAAAUCAGUGUUUAAAUUUAAACUUCAAGCUAAUGAUGGUAUUCAAACCAGUGAGGCAAUAGUUGAAGUUCAUGCCAUAAAUCACAAACCAGUAUUUGAGAAAUCAUAUUACUCUUUUGAGGUUCCAGAGGAUGCAAGUACUGGAACCACAAUUGCAAAUAUUGCUGCUACUGAUUUAGAUGAAGGUCCAGAAGGUCACGUAACCUAUGAGCUGCAAUCUGAUUGGGGUAAAGAUAAAUUCCGUCUUGAUGCCAACUUUGGAACAUUCACAUUGAUUGAUCGUCUGGAUUUUGAAGAGAUUCAAAUGUACGGUCUGAUGGCAAUUGCUAAAGAUGGAAGUAUACCACCACGUUCAGCAACUGUCUCUGUUUUUAUGAGUGUCAAGGACAUUAACGACAAUCCUCCUGAGUUUGACCAAUCAGAAUACAAAGAGGAAGUAGCAGAGAAUGCUGUGGUUGGAACUACUGUUAUUGAUGUCAUAGCUAAUGAUAAAGAUACAGGGCGUAAUGCUGAAGUUCAGUACAGUUUAAUAGGAGGAGAUGAAUUAGGACAAUUUGGUAUUGGACCAGUUAAUGGUACUAUUUAUACUACUGCUAAGUUGGAUCGUGAAGCCAUUAGACAGUAUACCCUAUUGGUACUUGCUAUAGAUCAAUCUACUGAUGUGACUCAAAGACUUUCUUCGACUGGCACAGUUGUAAUAACAUUGAAAGAUGUGAACGACAGUCCACCAGAAUUUGUUACCCCUUCCACCAUCUUUGUGAGAGAAGACUCUCAGAGAUAUACCACAGUCUACACUAUUGUAGCUCAUGAUAAGGAUGAAGGUGACAACAGUAAGAUAGACUAUAGUCUUUCUUCUGGAUCUAGCAUGUUUACCAUUGAAUCAAGCACUGGAAACGUAAAAGUUACUCAACCAUUGGACAGAGAAACUCGAUCCAACUACUCCAUCCAAGUCAUGGCCAGGGAUCAAGGCACUCCUCAAUUUAGCGCAACUCUAGAUCUUGUUAUCCAAAUUGAAGAUGCUAAUGACAAUGCUCCAAAAUUUGAUGACCAGAGUUACACCAAAACUGUUGCAGAGAAUAUCAGCAUUGGAACAAGUCUUCUGAAAGUUUCUGCAACAGAUCGGGAUGAAGGUCUGAAUGGAGUGGUGAGGUACCUGAUCAUAGCUGGAGAUGAAAACUAUGAUUUUAAUAUGGACUUGAGCAGUGGUGUUCUUAGAGUUCAAAAAGCUUUAGAUUUCGAAGAGGUUAAGAGUUACACAUUAACAGUUAUGGCUGUCGACAGCAGUGUUGGUCUGACCUUGAACUCUACUGUCAAGGUCACCAUAACUGUCACAGAUAUAAAUGAUUUCGAACCAAUUUUUGUAAAUUCUCCCUACUAUGCCUAUGUUCAGGAGAACAUGAACCAACUUCCUGUUCCUGUCCUCACAAUCUCGGCUCGGGAUAACGACUCUGGAUCCAACAGCAGACUUAUCUAUGACAUCAGAAGUGAAGAGGAAGAGCAGAAGAUUUUUUCAAUGAAUUCACAAACAGGGGAGAUAACUGCCAAUUUGAUGCUGGAUCGUGAAAAGAAACAAGAAUAUGAAUUGAUAAUUGUUGCUUUUGAUGGAGGUCAUCCAAGAUUGACUGGAUCUGGGUUAGUGACAGUUUAUGUUAAAGAUGUUAAUGAUCAUGCUCCAGUCUUUGAGAGUUAUGGCCCUUAUACAGGUCAUGUGACAGAGAAUAUGCCACCAGAAACCAGUGUAUUGACAGUACAGGCUACUGAUGCUGAUGAAGAAAAUAAUGCUGAGAUUAUAUACAGUCUAGAAGAUACCGCUGAUGGUAAAUUCAGUAUACUACCAAAGACUGGAGAGAUUGUGACUCUAGAAAGACUAGAUCGAGAGGUUGAGGACCAGUAUUACCUGAAGGUCAUUGCGACUGAUCAAGGUAUCCCACCACUCUCUGCAACCAGCCAAGUCAUUAUAUAUGUAGAUGAUGAUAAUGACAAUGCACCACAAUUUGAACAUCAUAAUUAUACUCAGAUGAUCCUGGAUGCUACUCAGACAGGAGAAUUUGUAUUGGGAGUAACUGCUCUAGAUAGAGAUAUUGGUAACAAUGGAAAGGUCACAUACAAACUGGAAGGUCAAGAUGCCAACAUGUUUAAUAUCAAUACUAAUACUGGAGUUGUGACUGCUGCUCAGAGACUUUCAGGGAAUUCCAUUACCUUCAUCUUCAGUGUCAGGGCUACAGAUCAGGGUGCGACAACCAAGAGCCAAGUUGUAUCAGUUUAUGUGAAGAUCCAGAGAAUUGAUGAUGCGAGAAAGCCAAUCUUUAGUCCAUUUUCUAAUAACUUGGAGCUCAAGGAAAACACAAAUCUUGGUUUCUUUGUCACAACAGUUAGAGCAACUGCUCCUAGAACUGGAAAAAUCAGCUACCACAUUGCUGGUGGAAAUAUUGGUCAUGGAUUUACUAUUAACAUGAACAAUGGUACCAUCACAGUAGCUGGAACACUGGAUUAUGAAAUUACUGACUCAAUGAACUUGUGGAUUGAAGCUAAUGAUGGGGGAAACCCUCCAGUUUCUGCCUACAAACAACUACCAAUAAGAAUUACAGAUGUUAAUGAUAACAUGCCCAGAUUUAAACAAAGCUUCUAUAGCAAGAAUAUUGAAGAAAAUACUGCUAAGUUUUCAACUUUGAUCCAAAUUGAAGCUUCUGAUGCGGACUCUGGUAAUAAUGGUCAUGUGAUGUUUGGUUUAACUGGUGGUAACAAGAACAACACCUUCCGUAUCAACUCCAAUACUGGUGUCAUAACUACUAACAAUAUUAUUGAUAGAGAAGGCAUUGAUUUGUUUCAUCUGGUUGUUGAAGCAUCUGAUAUGGGUUCUCCAGAUAAGAAAACAUCCACAGCAACAGUUAAAGUUACAGUUCAAGAUCAAAAUGAUAAUCCACCCAAGUUCACUCAUCAGUUCAGAACCUCUGUUCCCGAAGAUAUCUCUGUCAAUAGCUUCAUCAUCCAAAUUACUUCCACAGAUAAAGAUUUGGACUCUAAUGCUAUAGCUAGCUAUGAACUCUUGAGUGAGACCAACAAGUUUGCCAUUGAUCGCCUCAGUGGCAACUUAUCAACCAUUACCAAGCUUGAUGCAGAAGACAGAGAUACCUAUUCCCUUCAAGUCAGAGCAGUAGACGAAUCUUUUAGUGUCACAACCUAUGUCAGCUUACGUAUAUUGGAUGUAAAUGAUAAUGCACCCAUCAUCUAUAAAAACACAAUGAACUUUGAUUUCCAUGAGCUACAGGCACCAAAUACACCAGUUGGUAGACUAUCUGCUUCAGAUAUUGACAUCUCAAGUCCAAACAAUCAAUUUUUUUACUCGCUAAAAAGACCCUCUAGCUUGUUUGAUGUUGAUGCUGAAACUGGAACCAUCUCAGCUUUGAAGACAAUGACAUUUAUCCACAGUGAGGAAGGUCCUUCAACUGCCAAUCUAUAUCAGCUUGAUGUAGUUGUCACCGAUAUUGGUUCACCACCAAUGUCUUCUGAAGCCCAAAUCAACAUCAAUGUUGUGGAUGCCAAUAACCAUGCUCCAGUGUUUGAAGAAGAUAGCUUCACUUCUGCAGUUCCUGAAAAUUCUCUGAUCAAUGAUAUAAUCAUCAAAAUUGUUGCUGUAGAUGAAAAAGAUUUUGGAAUCAAUGCCAAAGUUGAGUAUGAUAUCAUUGGUGGAAAUGGAACCUCAUAUUUCACGAUUGACAAACUUAGUGGAGAAGUUAUAGUGUCUGCUUCUUUGAGUGGUCAAAAGAAUAGACAUUAUUCGUUGCUUGUUGAGGCAAGGGACAAGGGUCAUCCAGUCAAGAAAGCAUCAACUGAGGUACAUCUUCAGAUCACAGAUGUCAAUAAUUAUAGACCAGAAUUCAUUGGAAGCUCAUUUGAAGCAAGUAUCAUAGAGAAUCUUGCUGAUAAAAUAGUUGGGACUCUUAGAGCUACUGAUGAUGAUGAUGGUCUAAAUGGACAGGUUCAAUACUUGAUAACUGGUGGAGAUUCUGAAAAAUAUUUUACUAUUGGAAAGACUACAGGUGCCAUCACCACAGUUAAAAAACUUGAUUACGAAACCAAGAAAGUUUAUUCCCUUGAUAUCACAGCCCGGGACAUGGGACUGCAUUUUAAACAAUCAUCAAUAACAUUUACUGUAAAUGUUGAAGACGAAAAUGAUAAUUCACCAGUUUUCUCAUCGACCAUUUUGACAGGAUAUGUGCCUGAAAAUUCCCCUUCAGAUACAGAAAUCUUGCAAGUAGUGGCAGAAGAUGCUGACACAGCUCCAAAUGAUGUUAUUCAUUAUGAAAUUAUGGAUACCACACCUGAUGCAGCUAUUUUUGAUAUUGUUAAAGAUACUGGUAUGAUACUUUUGAAAGGAUCUGUGGAUUAUGAAAGUAAGAAUACCUAUGUAAUAACUGUGCAAGCAUUUAAUCCAACUGGUUCGGACAUUCCUCCCAGUUUGACAUCAGAUAUUCAAGUCUUUAUCUAUGUGACCAGUGUGAAUGAAUACAGAGUUGAAUUUGUCAAGAAACAAUAUGCAUUUAACGUCAGUGAGUCAGCACCCAUUAAUACAAUGUUAGGAAAUGUCCAAGCAACAGAUUUAGAUGAAGGAGUAGACAAAAUUGCAUACUUCUAUUUUAUGGGAUCAAGCAAUGUUAAAGGUUUUGCCAUUCAUCCAUUAACUGGAGUGAUCUUUAUCAAUGGGAGACCAGAUUAUGAAUCCAAUCCACAAAUUGAAUUGGUUGUUUUGGUUAAAAACCGAGGAAGUGUAAGAGGUAAUGAUACAGAUGAAUGCAAAGUGCUGGUUGGUAUUGAAGAUGCCAAUGAUCCUCCAGUUUUUGACCAGAAAUUCUACACAGCUUUUGUACCAGAGAAUUCACAAGCUGAUGUCAAUAUUUUGAAGGUCAGUGCCACUGACUAUGACAUCCAGGCUGAAAAUCGUCAAUUUACUUAUGCAAUACUGAGUGGUAAUAUUGGUGGGUGGUUCUGGAUGGACCGUGUGUCAGGAAUGAUUAAAACUACUGGUCAAGGUGUGUUAGACAGAGAGACAACUCCAGUUUAUAAUAUCACAGUUGGUGCUAUCGAUUCAGGAAAACCUCCACAAACGGGUUCUGCUACAGUAAAGAUAGAACUUCAGGAUGUAAAUGACAAUAAACCUAUCUUCAGUCCUCAUAAACUGAUCAUCAAUUUCACUGAGACCAAUGUCCUUGGUUCUAAGGUAGUUGACCUCUCAGUACACACUACAGAUCCUGACAUCAAUCCAAACCAAGGUCCUUUCCAAUAUCAGGAAGUAACCAAUCCUUUUAGCAGUAUGUUUGAUAUCCUCCCCACUGGUAUUGUGACAAUAAUGUCAGCCAUUGAUAGAGAAACAUUGGAUCAUUACACCAUCCCUGUUAAAGUUACUGACAAUGGAAAUCCAAAAAUGACAUCCACACUGACCUUCACUGUCACUGUAUUGGAUGCUAAUGACAGCCCACCUCUUGAAAGACCUUUAAAAGUUCUUUUAAAUGUUUUGGACAGUUCUCCCUCUGGUGGUAAAAUUGCAGAUAUCCGACCACUUGACAAUGACCUUAUUGGAUCAUACUCAUGUCAGAUUGAGAGUGGAAGCAUCAAUGACUUCAGUAUCCCUCAAAAGUGUGAUUUGGUAGCCUCCAACAAUUUGGACACAAAAUCUCAUCGCUUGUCAGUUUCUGGUUCAGAUGGGUUUAAUGGUGAUGUCAAUUAUGAAGUCACAGUAGAGGUUGAAAAGUUUUCAAGAUCAACUUUAGAGGAUGCAGUUGCUUUGCGAUUAUCAUCCAUUUCUAUUGAAGAUUUUUUGUCAAACUCAUACUCACGAUUUACUAACGGUUUGAAAAGUCUUCUAGGUAACCAAAAAACCAUCAUUCUGUUCAGCUUGCAAAAAUUAGAAUCAGACAUUUUGGUAUUCCUUGCUGUCAAGGACAUUGCUGGUGACCAUCUCUCCAGAAGUGAUCUAAUUUCAUUUCUUCAAAACAAUAUCAACAAUCUUGAACUAGCAACUGGUUUUGUGAUCAAAGAAACAGCCUAUAGUACCUGCCAUGAUGACAUGUGUAAAAAUGGUGGCUCCUGUGUAUAUGACAUUUUGUUGGGCAAAGAUUAUGAUAUCCAUAAUUCAGACAACCUUAUCCUGACAUCCGCUGUACCUUCAUUCAAAAUUAAAUGCAAGUGCCCUGCUUCAUUCAGUGGCCCAACUUGUGAGAUUCCUGUUGGUCACUGUGGCGACACCUAUUGCUACAAUGGUGGAACCUGUGAUACUAGUGGUAGUCAGGAAGUUUGUAGAUGUACAGAAGGAUGGAAUGGGCCAAGUUGCCAGACUGACAAGAAUGAGUGUAAUGACUUCCCUUGUAAGAAUGGUGCCACAUGUAUUAAUCUGGAUGGAUCGUUUAAAUGCAAGUGUGUGUCUGGUUUCCAUGGUCAAUACUGUGAAUCAAGUUAUUAUUGUGCCAGUAUACCCUGUCAAAAUGGUGGUACAUGCAAUGAUCUAGACAAUGGAUUCAGCUGUGAUUGUGUUUUUGGAUAUUUUGGAACCAGAUGUGAGAAAUCUAGUGUCGGAUUCGAAGAAGGAUCAUAUUUGGAGUACCAAGCCAUCCAAGACUACUCCUCGGUAGACAUGCAUGUUUAUUUUGCCACAGUGAAAGAAAAUGCAUUGAUCCUGUUCAAUCCAGUAACAGUUGAUGGAACAGAUGUGGGAUAUUUAGCAAUGGAAGUAGUGGAUGGAUUUAUGCGAUUUUCCAUCAAGCUAGGAUCAGAAAAUCCAACACGUCUGCAAGUCAAUACCAAAGUUACUAGUGGUAAAUGGUUCAGAGUGGAUGUUCAGACCAGUCCAGAUGUAACCAUAUUGAAAGUUGUAUUGUGUGAUGAAGGUUCUACUACCUGUAAUCAAUGUAUAGGACAGAAUCCCUCUUGUUACGAUUCUAAACCUUUGAAUUUUGGAAAGAACUUUGUGAAUGGAAUACAACUGAGUAUUGGUGGAAUCAGAAAUAUUGAGAAUAUUUUAAGUUAUAGUGGAGAAAUCAGAUCUCAUGAUUUUAUUGGUUGUAUGCAUAGUUUUACUGUGAACGGACUGAAUGUUCUUGAUACUGAACUAGCAGCAAACUUUAAAAGUGUGACCUCUACUUGUCCAAGACGCUCAUACAAGGGACUGUGUACAGUGAAAGAGUGUCAUAAUAGUGGUAUAUGUGUUGAUGAUUGGUCAGUAGCUAGAUGUAGAUGUUCAGAUAAACAUAUGGGUGAUUCAUGUGAACAAGCUUGGCAACCAUCAGGUUUUGCUCCCAAUGCCAAGGUCACCUUCAAACUCCGUGAGAGUUACUUGAGAGAUCAACAACUCAAAACCCCAUCAAACCGCAAGAAAAGAGCAGUGGAUAGUUCAGAAGUUUAUAUCCGAUUUAGAACUCUGGAGGAAACUGGUGCCUUGUUUUAUUCUUCUACAGUGGAUACCAACUGUGUACUUUGGCUUGAAGAUGGAAAGAUCAGAUUUGUACUGACCCCACCAAAAGCAGUCAAUGAUCCCCUAAAUAUGGAGUUCCCAAUCGCUGACGGUGACUGGCAUAAUAUCACUAUUACCUCCCUUGGAAGUGUUUUUGCAAUCACUGUGGAUGGUCAACGAUCACAACCUAAAGAUUUUGGAGCUGGUUACAUCUUUUCAUCUCUGGAUGUCAAAGAAAUGGUGCUGAGUGGACAGAGAAUUGUUCCUCCUUCUGGACAGAGCAUCAUGGGUUUCGAUGGAUGUAUCUCAGAAUUCAGAAUUGAUAACAAGAAACUUCCAUUUGAUGGUAAAACUGAGAAAUAUUCCAUUACAGUCAAUGGUAGUGUGGAAUCGGGGUGUAAAGCGUUAUGCCUAAAUAAUCCAUGUGGUGAUGGAAAUACUUGCAUAGUCUCUGGAGAAGCUUUUGUCUGUAAACAAAUUGCCAAACCUUCUGGAGGUUUAGAUAUUGGAAUUGUAGUUGUAAUUGUGUUCUUUAUUAUCCUUAUCAUUGUGAUUUUGAUAGUGUUCAUCUUGUUCAGACGAAAACGAAGCUUGUUCCCUUGUAAAGGUGGUGAUAAAAAGGUGACAAAAUCAAACGGUGUGAUGGCUCGUGAUAAUGCUGAUUCAACACUUCGUGGAAUGCCCAUAUAUGGAACUAGAAAUGAGGACUUAUUACAAAAUCAAUUAACGGAAGAUGUAACAUAUCAAAAGAACUCUGCUCUAUCUUCAAGGCCAGAUUUGAUUGGUUCAAAUUUUGUGGGUCGACCAGGAUCCAGACCACAAAUGUUUGAGGAUGGAACAGUGAUAAUUGAAAAUGGUGAAUUAGAACACAUCAAUGUUCAAGAUGAUGAAAUGCCAGAACAUUAUGAUUUGGAAAAUGCAAGUAGCAUUGCUCCGUCAGAUAUAGAUGUCAUCCAGCAUUAUAAACAAUAUCGUAAUGGUGAUACUCGUUACAAACCUAAUUUCAAUAAAACACAUCAUAGAUCUCGUGAGAGUCCGCUGAAUCUCAGAUCUCCAUCGGCUAUGUCUAGAGACAGUCCAAAUGUACAUAAAUUUCAUAACAAUGCUCAUACUCGUCAGAGCCCUGUAUCACUCUCUGGAUCAGCUCUAUCCAUGCCAUCAAGACCAAAUCCACAUUUAAACACCAAUGGCAUCAAUCGUCCAGCAUCUGCUCAAGCAGUUUAUAUGCAUGGAACUCAUCAUAGAAAUAGUCCAAUUACACAGUUAAAUAUUCGUCAAAAUCCAGCAAGCCAACACAAUAGUAGUCGUAGUUCAUUAGGGAGUCAUCAUAGUCACAGUACAAACUCUUCAGUGCCAAGAAACAAUUUAAGUAAACCUAUGCGUAAUGGGAAACCAAAGCAUGUGAAAGGAUUAACUGUGGAAGAAAUCAAUAGACUGAAUGCUAGGCCUGGACCACCAAGUCCAGCUAGCAUGUUAGAAGCAGUGUCUUCCUCAAGUGAUGAAUUAAAACGUAAGCGUAAAAUGAAACCUGUGGAACAUAUUGAUGGUACUAUUCUUCUCGAGCCUCCAGAUUCCAGCUCAAGUGAUAGUGGUGCUAAUGACUCUUUCACGUGUUCUGAAUUUGAAUUCGAAAAUGAUCAUCGAAAAAAUGACUUUGAUCCAGACACUAUGAUUUUUUCCAAAUUGACAGAAGUGGAGAAUGAAAAUGAUGACAUUCCAGUACCAAUCCGUAGUAAUUCGGAUGGUAUGCACUCUAACUGUGAUUCUUUUACUAGUACAAUUAUGUCAUCAGAAGAACACUUUUUACCACAAAAAGGUCCACAUGGAGCCUUUAAUAUGGACUCUUUAUUAAAUUGGGGGCCUAAUUUUGAUAAGUUGGUGGGAGUUUUUAAGGACAUUGCACUAUUGCCAGAUAGUGAAACUCAGCCAUUAGAAGGGGGAAUAACAACGGACCAUGAAGAAUAUGUGUGA